Molecule: messenger RNA, 4096 nt
Organism: Tigriopus californicus
Lineage: Eukaryota; Metazoa; Arthropoda; Copepoda; Harpacticoida; Harpacticidae
Product: tripartite motif-containing protein 2-like
Exons: 8
Coding region: 511-2835 (774 amino acids)
Biological process (GO): protein polyubiquitination; proteasome-mediated ubiquitin-dependent protein catabolic process; negative regulation of translation
Molecular function (GO): zinc ion binding; ubiquitin protein ligase activity; protein binding
Source: RefSeq, a predicted model, not a curated record
ACCGUAUUUGCCCUGUAUCUCAAGGUCUACGAGAACGACAGCCAUUUAACGUCCAUCUGUAUACCUUUCUGCUCAUUCGAGCCGCACUUGAGGCCGAGCUUAUGCGUUUGCCAGGCCCAGGAGAGGGGGCGUGCUUGAGGGUGUGAAUGAACCACCACAUGUGCACAGUGUCCAAAUGAGAAUUGCGGCAACCCAAGUUUACGAAUGCGUAUUACAUUCGUCAUUUUUUGGGUACGGCAAGCCGAGAAUCUUGUUCCCAAGUUUCAAACCAGAACUUGGCUGACGGCAUUUGGCAGGAAAAGGCCCGAAUGGCCUGGAAAUGACGUAACAAAUCCGGGAGGAAAGAGAAAGAAGCAAGGUCGCCUGGACUUCACAAGGCAAGAAAGGUCGUCUUGGAAGCUCGACGAAUAGAGGAGCAAGAAGGAAGGAAAGAGAGGAGGGAGGAGAAAGGCCUCGAUAACGCGAGGUUUGGUUCUCUGAGUAACUUCCACCUCAUAUGACUGACUUUAGAUGUGUGAAUGGGAGAGCAGAAUCAUGCUCGAGGUAACUUCGGUCGAAAACGAGGAGGGAAAUCAUCAUGAGGUGGAAACGUCAAAUCUGAAUCGAGGGGAACUGACCCCUACGUCGACGGGUGCCAAACGCAAGGUGGACAUUCAAAAAGAAUUGUGCGAGUACCGACAAGCUAUGAUGACGUCCAUGAGCUCCAACCUCGUCGAAACGGUUUCGAUCGAUUAUGAGGACUUCAACGAGUCCUUCCUCACAUGUGGGACCUGCCUUUUAAAUGGCAGGAAAUCGGGUAUGUACGAUGGAGGCGAACAUUUGCCCAAAUUGCUUCCGUGUUCCCAUACAGUGUGUCUCCAAUGCCUUGAUCGGAUCGUGGCCACGUUCGCCCGUGACACGGGCCAAUUUCGGUGUCCCAUCUGCCGAGAGCUGAUCACAAUCCCAAGGGGCGGGGUCCAGGCCUUGCCUCCGUCGUUUCUGGUGAACCAGUUGCUGGAUUUGAUGGCGAGACAACGAAGAGAGAUCAUUCCCAAAUGCUCCAUUCAUCAAAACCAGGAGCUCCUGUUCUGCGAGACUUGUGAUACGGUUUUUUGUACUUCCUGCAUUGGUGGCUCCCAUGUCUCGCCCGACGAUUCCAGUGGAGGUAGUGUGGCAGGGGGCGUUCCAGGAGGCUCGGGCACCCCGACCCAUACGAAUAAUGUGGAUCACACCGUCAUCCCAUUCUCAAUCGCCAUCAAGCGCAUGUCAGAAAUUCUUAUAUACAAAGCCAAUGAAUGCAGGGCCAAACUCAAUGAGGCCAAUGACAUCGUAAAGGAGGAGAUCCAUCGUUUGGAUCACAAUGCCGACGAAGCCUUUGAGGCCAUAAAUUCCCAGUUCCAGACGGUUCUGGAUAGUAUUGAAAAGAAGAGACAGGAGGUGCUGGACAAUGUCAAAGUCACAAGAGACGACAAGAAAAAACUUCUGGAGGAUCAGCAGCAAAUUAUCCAGGCUGAAAAAUCGAAAGUGGAUGCAGAUGUCCAGGCCAUGCGUCAACAAGUGGAGGUCCGGAACAUAACGAAGAAGAUUUCCGAUCUGAACUGCAAGCUGGACACGGUGUCGACCCUCUCGGAGCCUCGUGAAAAUUCGUACAUGCAGUACGUCCUACCCGAUGACUAUGAAAAUAUUCUGAAUACCAUCAUCGAGUCGUUGGAUGCCUUGGGCAAAAUCAAGACCUCGAAAACGUUCCCGUCCCUGUGUCGUGCUAGUAUGGAGACAGCCAUCGCUCAUCUUGAGAUGAAGGCCAAAGUGACGACCAUCGACUACAAUGGCGUCCUUCAAACUCAAGGGGGCGAUCCUGUCACGGCGGAAGUGGUGGAUUCCCAAGGAGAAACGCUGGACCUGGUCCUUACCGACAACAGCGAUGGUACUUACGAGCUUCGAUUCACGCCCCAGAGAGCGGGAACUUUCUGUCUUAAAGUGUUGAUCUUCGGCCGACCGAUCAAGGACUGUCCUUUGUUCUUUGACGUGUCUGAGCACAAUCCCCCGGUGAUCUCCUUUGGGAGCAAAGGCAACAAGGAUAAGGGCUUCAUGCAGCCUUGCAAUGUGGCUGUUGACUCGAUGAACAACGUGUACGUUAUCGACACGGGCAAUUCGAGGAUCAAACGACUCUCGUCCACCCUGGAUUUUCAAGAUCACAUCCAUAACAGUAGUUUGGAGGGUCGCUCCGUGACCGGGAUCUGCAUGGGUCGUAACGAAGAAUCUCUGAUGGUCAUCAAUUGGCGAUCGAAGACCGUGGCCGAGAUCAAUAUGAACACCGGUGAGACCGUCUCCAGUUUUACUCAUGACAACUUUGUCGAGCCCAUCGACGUGGCCUUGAAUAACGAAGGACACGUUUUGGUGGCCGAUAAUGGCUUCGGCUCGAUCUUGGUGUUCGAUGUGUCAGGUGAGCUGCUCCACACAAUUGGCUCGAAAGGCUCGGGCAAAGGUCAGUUUAAGGACAUUUCUGCAGUGUGUGUGUCCGCCACCGGUGAGAUUGUGGUGGCGGAUUCGCGGAUUCAAGUCUUUAGUCCCGAGGGCAAGUUCCUCCGGGAGAUCUACUCACAGGGCAAGAACAAAGGUCGAUACGGGGGUUUGGCGUGUGAUUCUAACGGAUUCCUCGUGGCCACACGGACUGAAAAGGCCAAGUCUUUCAUACAAGUGUUUCGAUUUGAAAGUGGCCAACUGUACUCGACCAUCAGCUCGGAUGGUUGUCGCAUGAAAAGGCCAACGGGAAUUGCUGUGAUGGGCGAGGAUGAACGGCACUUGGUCGUGGUGGACAUCGGGAACGAUUGUGUACGCAAGUAUCGUUACUUUUAGUCCAACAACCACGCGUCCAUUCGUCAGCAAUACGUAGACAAACUGUCUGUCCUAGGACCACCACCAUCAUCACCAUCACCAUCACGCCCAUUUGAAUUGAAUAUAAAAAAGAAUAAGAACUACGAGCAAAAAGAACGAACGUAACGAAGAGAUUAUCACCAAGUGCGGGUAUACCACCAGAGAGGGGGAUUCAUUUCGAUGCCUUUAUGACCUACGACAUACCAUAUAGUAUCACUUUAAGAAGAUAACCAUCCCUGUACAAUCUUUAGCUUCUCCGGAAGAGUUCCUCGUCACAUUCGUCUUCACCACCUCGAACCUCCUAGUACGAUUACUAUUGUUCUGAAUAUCAUAAUAUGAUGAUGAAGAUGCCUAUAAUCAUCGUCUUGUCCUUCUGCCUUCUGUUCUUUCCCACGCUAUCACUACCACUGUUAAUUCACAGACAAAAAAGAACCGCUCAAUAUUUGUACGAGACCAAACCCAAUCAACCCAACUAUUGAAACUGAUCGACACAAACACAUAGACUCACACGUACACACACACGCACACACACACACACUAAAACUCCCAAAAGCGCACACACGUCCACUCAGAAGUAGCUUUGCAAUUACAGUAACCAAUACAAAUACGCAUUUGAGUACUUAAAAACUUACAAUCCAAUAUCGUAUAUGCCGUUCCACCGUGAUUCUUGUCUGAUCCAAGUGAAGACACGACAAAUAGCGAUCAAUCAUUGUACAAGUACUAGUACUAAAACACUUCUCGAUUGUUGAUCAUCUAUCAAUUUUCAUUUUCAUGCCUAUUUUUCACCGCCCCGACUGAAAUCCACUCAAUCCAAAACGAUCUCUCCACCCCUACCCACACCCACACCCAGCCCCGUCCAUUGAUUCUCCCAAUGGAGUAAAAUUCCCAACCAUUCGGAACCCGAGGCUCUAUCAUCAAAGACCGAGCCCAUCUCCCGUCAAAUUGUCUAUCAUCCAUAUAUGCUAAAUGUACGAUAUGUUUCCAAAAUUGAGAUUUCGAAAGAAAAAAAAAGAGACCAGGAGGCCGGCCACCAAUCGAAAGGAGAAGGAGAACGAUAAGAACUAGAAGAGUCACCAAUGGUGGUAAUCUUCCUCCUCCAGUGCUCCAGUGUCCAAUGAAUGUUCCGGCAAUAUGAGUCCAAUCGAAUCGAUCCAGAGGAUUUUUGCCAUCCAAAUCUAGUCUUCUGUGCAUUGGAGUCGAGCUCCAAAGAGAAAAUAAAUAACUAUUAUGAGACAUACCACAA